AUUUCAGCAUUUCGUACCUUGUCACAGUGACAAUAGUAAGAGGUUCUUAGCUACUUUCUUAUUGAUUGUUACUGUGACAAGGUACGAAAUAGUACUAAAAUUCAAUGCUUUGACUGUAUGUGUGAGUUACAGUAAUUACAUAUACUAAUCUAUGUGUGUGAGCGCAAUGCAAUGAAUGUUCGUAAGAUUGGAACUAGAGCUCUGUACAGUUAUGUCUAAAAACAUCGAUACGAACAAAGUCUCAAAAAUAUGUAUACACUUUUCGCCCAUAUAUUAAGGCGUAUAUAUAUUUUUUGCACUGAUUUGACAAGUGGCAGAGUCUGGGGGCGCCACUAAAACGUCAAAUUCCUAUAGCUGACUAAAUUUACAGCCUGUAAUUUGUAAACUGCGAUAUCUAAUUAAUUCAUACUUAAUAUACUAUAUAUUAGACCUUUAAGCAUUUACAUUUACUUAACAUGUAAUGUAUACAUAGUGUUUCGUUUUUAGUUUCGACCGACCUAGUUAACUGGGUACAUAAGAAAACAAAGCAAUUAUUGGGUUUACCGCAAAACUCUAUUUGCUAUAGAAACUACUCUACCGAAAAAGAAAAACUAAAGAUUAAAAAUAACCGUAAUCCACUUUAUUUAAUAUUUAACACUUUGAGAGCCGGGAACCCGCUCGGCGUGUACUCUGUUCGUAUAAGCGGAAAAACGCUGGGAUCGGCUACGAGCGUAGCGUUAUGAAAACUGGAAGUGAAUGUCUUGAAAUGUAUUCUAAGGAAGUUGUUAAAUACAAAGUCCCUUUCUGAGCAUUUUUUUUUUGUAAGUAUUACAAUUUUAUUUUUACCAUGGCUUAGUUUUGAUCGACUACUUUCACACUUUCUGAGCAUAAAUCAAAUCUUAGCAAACGUUGUGCUUUGUUGGCGCACAGUUAUCAUAAAAAAUAUUAUACAAAAUGUAGGCAUGUUAUGCCGAAUAUUUGGCGCUUUGGCCGAGAAGGGCUGAAUACGAUUCGGUAUUCGAUAUUCAGCAAAAACCACUAUUCGUGAUAUCUCUAGUAAAUAUAACGUAAGCGUUUAUUUAUGUUUUGAUUGCCCUUUUUUAUCAACGAUUAUAAUCUUGACUAGGCCCCCAUACCUACUAGAUAGGGUAAAAUAAUACACAAAUGAUAAAAUUGAAUAUAAGAAGCACUUAAAACAUUCUUGUCUCAAGCGGAAGCAGAGAUAAUUAUAAAGGAAAACUCUAGUACCGAGAACUGUCAUGUUUUAAUCUUGAGAUCUUGAGAAAUCCCUAAUCUACCCAUAUUAUUAAAGCUUAGUCAUUUGAUUUAAUAGUUUCCUCCGAAAAGUAUGACGUAGGUAAGACAAUACAGUGGAAACCGAAGGAUGGAAAACUAAAGUGUGUUCUACAGUACCCCUUUGAUGAGUAUUAAACAAGCUUUCAAAUCAUGACUACAUAUUAAACACACAGACACAGAGAUAUUAAAUAUAUUGAAAACACCGCCAGUUUGCAUCGGUUCGUCAACGCAAGCUCCUGACGACACUCCUCGGUACGCAGUGAAACAUGUCGAGCGUUGUUCGACUUAAAAUACCAACCAUGUCCGUGGAAGGCGUAAUGGUGUCCUACAACUACUCCGAAGACGGUGAGCACUCGAACAUCAUCACCGUCUCCGCGUCAGGGAUGAAGUUCUCCAAGCGCUGGGUCCUCACUCACGGCUCCCUCCUGUCGCCCCUCAAACAGGCACAAGCCAUCAACCACGCGAGAGGCAACCCUAUAUUGAAAGAGGAGUUCUACGACAACCUGCCGGAGAUAUACGUGACGUGCGAGAGAGAGACAAAAGAGGGGAACGUGUAUGACGACGUGGAGAGGCUUAGUAGGGAGAGAGAUGAUGGGUUGGAGCAUAGUAGUUACCAGAUCAGAGUGCUUACUGGGAGGAUAGUCCACGUCUGGCAAUGCCCGAUCCUGAGCCGCUGCGUUGACGACAUCCUCUACAGUUGGACCAUCGGGCACCGCGACGGUGAUAUCGAAAAGCAAACGCAACUGGGCAAGGCCCUGCUUUCAGUGUUUGUGCUGGUGGACCUGGAGAGUGACGAUCGAGGUUUUAGGACGCUAAGGCCCCUUUCGGAGCUACUGGACUUGGUGAAACCGCCACCCGACAGAGGGUCGGCCGUGGAAGUGCACUCUACACCCUUCGGAUGCGAGGUGUUCCUGAAUGCGGUGACUCGUGGUUCGGUGUGCGGUGUGGUGGGGCGGAAACCAUCGCUCCUGCUUACUGACGCGGCCACGGCGCUGGGGUCUGAAGGCGGCCCGGUGUUCACAGAAGGACCCAACAAAGAAUUGAUAGGCGCAGUAGUAUGCAGCGUAUCAUGGUGGCGAGGGGAAUGGGUGGGGCUGACGCUGACGGCGCCAUUGGUGUCAGUGCUGAGCGCCAAGCUGAGGGUGUCUUCACCAGCGGUACCACGCCAGCCCCCCAGUCGGCAGUAUCAGGAGAUAUUUAACAGGAUCGACAAGACGACGGUGCUGGUGCGGUGCGGGGGCGCGUGGGGCGCGGGGGUGUACCUCGGCGGCGGCCAUAUUGCCACGUGCGCGCACGUUGUUAAACACUACGGAAGCCACAAAGUAUCAAUAUACUGUCAAGGCGUAAGCGAAACAGCGAUAGUUCGAUAUAAGACUCGCGAUGAUCGCGCGUACGAUUUAGCUCUUCUAUACACGAACCCUGAAAACUGGACGCAUCUCCUGCCUGCUGUGUUCGCUGAGACGCCCUCUGAGAAAGGAGAAUCAGUGCUGGCAGCCGGCUACCCAUACUUCAACGAGAAUAUGCUGGAGAACUUAAAGCCAAACGUGACCGCUGGCCAUGUCAACAGCGUCUCGCCUUCCAUGAUACAGAGCAGUUGUUGCGUGCAGUCAGGAUUCAGCGGUGGCCCCAUCUUCCGGAUAGUUGACUCCAAUGUGGAAGUUCUAGGCAUCAUAGUCAGCAACGCAAAGACCAAUACAGGCGCGUGCUACCCCUACAUCAAUAUGGCGGUACCUGCUCGAGCAUUCGUCGAUUCCAUGCUUCAAUACAUCACUGAUAAAGAUGGCGACCACCUGAAGCCGAUUGAAAACCACCAAGAAAUGAUUCAGUCACAGUGGAGGCUGCUUCCUUAUAGAUCUAAGAUAUGAUCUUAAAUUAAGAUUUAGCUUAAUACUUCUAAUACUACUAAGGUUGGACGAAAAGAAAAACAUUGAAACAAGAGAAAAAAAAACACUUCUCUUGCCUCGGGGGAAAGUAAACUGUGUUUUUUUUUACCACAUAACCUUAUACGUACCUGUUUAGAGUUAGAACAAUCACGGGCGUAGACAGGUUCAAGCAGG
Cydia pomonella (codling moth) is the source of this 3332-nucleotide messenger RNA. RefSeq names its product peroxisomal leader peptide-processing protease-like. NCBI's taxonomy places the organism in Eukaryota, Metazoa, Arthropoda, Insecta, Lepidoptera, Tortricidae. Gene Ontology annotation, molecular function: serine-type endopeptidase activity. The record is from RefSeq and is a predicted model, not a curated record. Gene Ontology annotation, biological process: regulation of fatty acid beta-oxidation; protein processing. The coding region runs from base 1542 to 3140 and encodes 532 amino acids. The transcript is spliced from 12 exons. Gene Ontology annotation, cellular component: peroxisome.